This is a messenger RNA of Tetrahymena thermophila SB210, 1167 nucleotides long. RefSeq names its product paxneb protein. Gene Ontology annotation, biological process: tRNA wobble uridine modification. NCBI's taxonomy places the organism in Eukaryota, Ciliophora, Oligohymenophorea, Hymenostomatida, Tetrahymenidae. The transcript has a single exon. The record is from RefSeq and is a predicted model, not a curated record. Gene Ontology annotation, cellular component: transcription elongation factor complex; elongator holoenzyme complex; cytoplasm.
AUGAAAAUAUAGUAUAAAUUUUUAGAAAAUUUGCUUAUAGACUCUACUAAUUUAACUAGAAAUUUUAAUUUUUUUUAAAGAUAUAUUUUCAUUAAAUUUAAUCAAUUUAGUAAAAUUGUAUAAAGAAUAAAUUAAAUAGGGAUGAUAAAAAGCUCAUUUGUUAAGAGUGAUAAGAAUAAAGCUAAGGAUGAUUUAAAUAAGGCCUUUUUUGGUCAUGCUGAAUUCGAUGCUAUUUUUUCUAACUCAAUAAAAAAAGGAACAACUAUUUUGAUAGAAGAAGAUUAUCCUACUUCAAUGCAUGUUUCAUUUAAUAGAUAUUUUGUAGGAUGUGGUUUUCAUUUAGAAUAAAAUUGUUUUGUUUAUGAUGUCUUCCCAAAAAGAUGGUAUGAUAUGAUUCCAGUUAAGAGCACUAGCGAGGAAAAAAGAGAGUAAGAAAAGUUAGCCAUAUCCAAGUAAAAGGAAGAAAAUAAAAUUGCUUGGAGAUAUAACCACAUGACCAUUAAAUUAAAAGAAGAGGCCCUCUCAAAGGACAUUCCACGUUUAGAUCUUAGUCGUAAUGUUGCAGAUAAAGAAAAAGUCAAAAACUUAUUAAUUUCUAAGGAUAUAAAUUAAUUUGGCAAUUUGAAAGAACUUUUGGAUGAUAUUUGCAAUUCUCUACAAAACUCAUUUUCAAGUGAAAACGAUACAAAAUUAAAGAAAAUUUGUAUCACAAACUUAUUUGGAAACUUCUCAAAAAUUAAAUACACAGAUUAAGAACUUAUAAAAUUUUUAUAUGCAAUUAAAACUAUUACAAGAGCUUCUCAUAUGCUUUUAGUUUUAACUAUUCCUCCUACUAUAUCAGAAAAGCUUAAAUCUCUAUUCUAUAUGAAUUUUGAUUUGGUUAUUAAGCUUGAACCACUCUUUGAAAAUACUGAAUUCCUUGAUUUUAAUGGAAUGCUCCAUAUCCUUAAAUAUCCUCAAAUAAAUAAUUACUUAAACUUCAAACUAGAUACUUUAACAUGGGGUCUUAAAGCCUCUUCCAAAAAAAGAAUUGAAAUAGAAAAACUUUAUCUACAACCACCAGAUCAAGAUAACAUUAAUGCUGAUAAUGUUUAUAAAGAAGAAAAUAAAACUCAAACUAUUAUAUGCAGUAACAAGCCUUCUGGAAAAACAGAUCUCGAUUUUUGA